UCUCUUUGUUAUGAAUGGCAUUGCAUUGCACCAAUAAAAGUAAGGGAUACCUACAGACGCUAUUCCACCUAUUGGCCUGAGGUGCGGUAACAAGGCUAGGUUGCUCCACGUUUGGAGCUGUUGCGGAGACUCUCCCAGUUGCUAGUUCGAGGGAGAUUGAGGCUUAUAGUUUUUCUCUUAAAGUGAAACUGUCCGGGAAAGGCGUUUGUUUUUUUUUUCCGCUUUAAACAUAACCAAACAUCGGGUAAAAGCAGCAUAAAAGUUUUCUUUUUUUUUUCGGGGAAGCGGAUUUAAAGUUUUCAAGAUGCCGGUUUUCCAUACAAAGACGAUAGAGAGUAUCCUGGAGCCAGUGGCUCAGCAGAUAUCCCACUUGGUGAUAAUGCACGAAGAAGGGGAGGUGGACGGUAAAGCAAUCCCAGACCUAACUGCACCCGUAGCUGCAGUGCAGGCGGCUGUCAGCAACCUCGUCAGGGUUGGGAAAGAGACUGUUCAGACAACAGAGGACCAGCUCAUGAAAAGAGACAUGCCACCAGCUUUUAUUAAGGUUGAGAAUGCCUGUACUAAGCUGGUCCAGGCUGCCCACAUGCUGAAAACAGAUCCCUAUUCUGUGCCCGCUCGUGAUUACCUCAUUGACGGAUCCAGGGGAAUUCUCUCAGGGACUUCAGACUUGCUUUUGACUUUCGAUGAGGCUGAGGUUCGAAAAAUCAUUCGUGUGUGCAAAGGCAUUCUGGAAUACCUGACCGUGGCUGAAGUGGUGGAGAGCAUGGAAGAUUUAGUAACGUACACUAAAAACCUGGGACCAGGAAUGACAAAAAUGGCAAAAAUGAUUGACGAGCGCCAGCAGGAACUCACCCAUCAGGAACACAGAGUGAUGCUGGUGAACUCCAUGAACACUGUGAAAGAGCUCCUGCCAGUGCUAAUCUCAGCUGUUAAAAUCUUUGUGACAACGAAAAGUUCCAAAAGCCAGGGGGUUGAGGAGGCUCUGAAGAACCGCAACUUCACCGUGGAGAAGAUGAGCACUGAAAUCAACGAGAUCAUCCGCGUGCUGCAGCUCACCUCCUGGGACGAAGAUGCCUGGGCUAACAAAGACUCUGAAUCGAUGAAGAGAGCUUUGGCACUUAUUGACUCAAAGAUAAGUCAGGCGAAAGACUGGCUGAGAGACCCCAAUGCACAGUCAGGUGAUGCUGGAGAACAAGCCAUCCGGCAGAUUCUAGAUGAGGCUGGUAAAGUUGGAGAAUUGUGCGCUGGCAAAGAAAGGAGAGACAUCCUGGGAACUGCAAAAACUCUGGGCCAGAUGACUGACCAAGUGUCUGAACUGCGUGGCAGAGGUCAGGGGACCACCCCUGUAGCCAUGCAGAAGGCUCAGCAGGUCUCUCAGGGCCUGGAUCUGCUGUCAUCAAAGGUAGAAAAUGCUGCCCGAAAACUGGAGGCCAUGACCAAUUCCAAACAGGCCCUUGCCAAGAACAUUGAUGCUGCACAGAACUGGCUUGCAGAUCCCUGUGGGGGCCCAGAGGGAGAGGAACACGUACGCGGAAUCAUGUCUGAAGCGAAGAAAAUUGCAGACCUGUGUGAGGACCCCAAGGAAAGGGAAGACAUCCUGCGUUCCCUUGGGGAGAUCGCUGCUUUAACAGCCAAGCUCUCUGACUUGAGAAGGCAGGGAAAAGGCGACACUCCCGAGGCCAGGGCCUUAGCCAAGCAGAUUGCCACCACCCUGCAGAACCUGCAGUCCAAGACAAACAGAGCUGUGGCCAACAGUAGGCCUGUGAAGGCAGCCGUUAACCUGGAGGGCAAGAUUGAGCAGGCCCAGCGCUGGAUAGACAAUCCUAACAUUGAUGACCGUGGCGUGGGCCAGGCUGCAAUGCGGGGGCUGGUGGCUGAGGGCCGUCGCCUUGCCAACGCCAUGCUGGGCCCUUACCGGCAGGAGCUCCUUGGCAAGUGUGAUCGAGUGGAGCAGUUAAGUGCACACCUGGCUGAGCUGGCAGCGCGUGGGGAGGGAGAGAGUCCGCAGGCGCGGGCUGUUGCAGCUCAGCUCCAGGAAUCCCUAAAAGACAUGAAAUCAAAGAUGCAGGAAGCAAUGACCCAGGAGGUUUCGGAUAUCUUCAGUGACACCACCACCCCAAUUAAACUGCUGGCUGUGGCUGCCACAGCGCCCCCCGGAGCUCCAAACAGGGAAGAGGUGUUUGAUGAGCGGGCUGCCAACUUCGAACAUCAUGCUGCCAAACUUGGAGGAACAGCAGAGAAGGCUGCAGCUGUUGGAACAGCUAAUAAGAGCACCGUGGAAGGGAUCCAGGCUGCUGUGAAAUCAUCCAGAGAGUUAACACCACAGGUGGUGUCAGCUGCUCGCAUCUUGCUGAGGAAUCCUGGUAACCAGGCUGCCCAUGAGCAUUUUGAGACCAUGAAGAAUCAGUGGAUUGACAAUGUUGAAAAAAUGACGGGUUUGGUAGAUGAAGCCAUUGACACAAAGUCCCUGUUGGAUGCAUCCGAAGAAGCGAUUAAAAAGGACAUUGAUAAGUGCCGGGUGGCCAUGGCCAAUGUCCAGCCCCAGAUGCUUGUUGCUGGUGCCACUAGCAUUGCGCGCCGGGCCAAUAGGAUCCUGCUGGUAGCUAAGCGGGAAGUGGAGAACUCUGAAGAUCCCAAGUUCCGUGAAAUUGUAAAGGCUGCCUCUGACAAUCUGAGCAAAACCAUCUCCCCCAUGGUAAUGGAUGCCAAGGGUGUAGCUGGGAACAUCCAGGAUCCAGGUCUCCAGAAGAGUUUCCUGGACUCUGGAUACAGGAUUCUGGGAGCGGUAGCCAAAGUCCGAGAGGCCUUCCAGCCACAGGAGCCAGACUUCCCUCCACCUCCCCCUGACCUUGAUCAGCUGCAUUUGAAUGAUGAGCCUGCACCUCCUAAACCCCCUCUCCCAGAGGGUGAAGUGCCACCCCCCAGACCCCCACCCCCUGAGGAGAAGGAUGAGGAGUUCCCUGAGGAAAAGGCAGGCGAGAUGGUCAACCAGCAAAUGAUGGUGGCAGCCAGACAGCUGCAUGAGGAAGCUAGGAAGUGGUCCAGCAAGCCCGAUGUGACUGAGGGUAAUGAAGCCGCUGAGGCGGGUGUAGAUAUAGAUGAUGAGGAUGAUGCAGAUGAUGUUGAGUUUGCCCUCCCCUCAGACAAUGAAGAUGAUUAUGAGUCUGAGCUGUUCUUAAUGCCCACUGAUCAGUCGGUUAACCAGCCCAUUAUGGCCGCUGCUAAGUCUUUGCACCAAGAAGCACGCAAGUGGUCCAGUAAGGGAAAUGACAUCAUUGGCGCAGCGAAGCGAAUGGCCCUGUUGAUGGCAGAAAUGUCCCGUCUAGUGCGUGGCGUCACUGGAAACAAGCGUGCCCUUAUUCAAUGUGCCAAGGACAUCGCCAAGGCAUCUGAUGAGGUCACUCGACUGGCCAAAGAAGUUGCAAAGCAGUGCACUGACAAGCGAAUCCGAACAAACCUUCUGCAGGUGUGUGAACGUAUUCCGACGAUUAGCACACAGCUCAAAAUCCUGUCCACUGUCAAAGCUACCAUGUUGGGCCGCACUAAUAUCAGCGAGGAAGAGUCAGAGCAGGCGACAGAAAUGCUCGUUCACAACGCCCAGAAUCUGAUGCAGUCUGUCAAGGAGACAGUGAGAGAAGCUGAAGCUGCUUCCAUCAAGAUCCGUACGGAUGCUGGAUUCACCCUGCGCUGGGCCAGAAAGACUCCCUGGUACCAGUAAACUCCCCUCUAUGGGAUAUUUGAAGCAAAAAAAAAAAAUAUA
Messenger RNA from Polyodon spathula (Mississippi paddlefish), 3760 nucleotides. Its product is annotated as vinculin-like. Gene Ontology annotation, molecular function: structural molecule activity; actin filament binding. Gene Ontology annotation, cellular component: actin cytoskeleton. Lineage: Eukaryota; Metazoa; Chordata; Actinopteri; Acipenseriformes; Polyodontidae. The record is from RefSeq and is a predicted model, not a curated record. The transcript is spliced from 22 exons. The coding region runs from base 305 to 3718 and encodes 1137 amino acids. Gene Ontology annotation, biological process: cell adhesion.